Molecule: messenger RNA, 588 nt
Organism: Aspergillus tanneri
Lineage: Eukaryota; Fungi; Ascomycota; Eurotiomycetes; Eurotiales; Aspergillaceae
Exons: 2
Coding region: 1-588 (195 amino acids)
Source: RefSeq, a predicted model, not a curated record
AUGUCACAAAUCCUUUCAUGUGCAGACAGCCCUCUCUCGAUUACUGGAAAUAUAAUCGGCAUUUUGACAUUCGCAUACGCCGUUCUUAUCACGCUAGUCUACCGUACAAAACAGCUAGCCUCGGCGAACGAGGAAAUGGGAUUAUUCCUUCAACGGGCAUCGAGUGAACUCGAUGCAUUUUUGGCUGCACGAGAGCGUCUAAUGAAGCAUCUCCCUGUCUUUCCCACAAAGCUUGGCUCAUAUAUUGAGCCAUUUCUGGCAGGCACUCAAGACACUGUUGAUCAAUUCGAGGACCAAUUCAAGUCACUCAAGGAGUUGGGUGGUCGAAAGCCGUCUAUCUUUGAGGGAAGCCGUUUUGUAUGGACAAAGAAAGAUUUCUUAGAAACUCUCGGGGAGAUGUCUCGGAUAAGGUCGAACCUUGACGGCAUAUACCAAGUCUUGGUGAAUAGUGCGAUUUUCGACGAGAUUCAAAAUCAGAAGGCAGCCCUUGAGGAGUAUCAUAAGACAGUUUGCAUGCAAAAGAAUAUGCUUCGCCAAAUUAUGGAUGCUUUACAUUUGGAGGCCCCGAAAAACACCAAAAGAGUCUGA